AUGUGCGACGAAAAUCAUGGGAUUACGAUGCAAAACUUAGAAAAACAACAGGAACAAUGUCAAAAUAUUUGUAUCGACUUUGAUAAUUCACCCGAUUCACCGGAAGAAAAUAAACCGAUCUCGGGUUGGUCCGGUCACAGAAUAUUAUGUAUCGCAGUUGAAGCUCUAGCCGGAAUCAUACUGAUAUGUAUUAUGUGGUGGCUGAGUAUCUGGUGUACGAUUCUUACCAAACAAACCAGGAAUGAUGAAUUCUGGGACUUGGUCAAGAUUUUAAUGCUGUACAUAGCCAGUAUAUUAGCCGGUCAAGCGAUUAAUAUAAUAUGUAACUUUCCAACACUGAUGGGUAUGGUAUUGGCAGGUAUUACGUUCUUCAUAUUUGAACUAAGUAUAAACACAAGUGAUACCUUGCAAAAAUUUGUUUUCUUCAUUAGGUGCGUGUUAUAAUUUAUUAAUAAUAAUAUUUUUUUAAUUUUGAUUUUAUAAUAACGAGUGCUAGAUGUUAUAAUUAUUGCAUGUCACCAUAUAAAUAAAAAAUAAAUAAUAAUUAACACAAAUAAGUGGUUUUUCUGAAUAGAAGAUUUAUUAUUUGGAUGGCCUAUUAUUUAGUUAUCGAUAGACGACGCGAUAGAUGUUAUGGGAUUUUGUAUAGGUGUUCUAAAGUUGUCAAAAAACUGUAAAAAAUGUUCGUGUUAAAACUGUUCUUUAUACAUUUUUUCGAAAAACGGACUAUCUAUUCACUACUAUUGUUAAUAUUUAAUGACUAAAGAGAAAAAAACAACUUUUGUACUCAAUAAAUUAAACGUAAUAUCACUAUUGCUAAAAUUUAAUAGACGAAGGAAAAUCAAAACGGGUAGGCUGUAGCAGAAAAUGUAUCAUUUGUGGCGAGUAAAUUACUACAGAUUAUAAUACAACAUUUAAUUUAUAAAUAGUUUCGUAUAACUCUUUCAUUACAACUAUUAUAUAUUAUGAAUUCUCGCAAAUUAAAAAACGUCCAGUAUUAGAAGCAACUUAUUAAUGAUCAAUAACAAAAAAAAAAAAAUUAAUAUAUGUUAACGAAAAUCGAAUAACUUCUCUGUUAUCAACUUACCGAGAAUAAUCAAUUGGUUGCUGUUCACCGUAUACUUAUGCAACUAAAGCCAAUCAAAAUAGUUAUUCUUUUAAUUUGCUUGUCAAAAUGUGCUGUAAAAGUAUUAAUUAAUAACUAAGGUCACCAAGAAAAAGUGACUUUAAAAGAUAAUUAUUCUACUAUUAAGGACCUUACUUAAGGACGUUACAUCGAUUUUCAUCAGUAAAAACAUAGCCACGCAAAUCAACCAAAACGGCAUCAAAAAGUGGUCCCAGAGUUAAAAUACCUAUUAUGAAAUUUGUUGAGAACAAUAUUUCGGAGGGAACUUCAUCGGGGUUUUGUAAUAUUCCAAAUAUACAAGUUAGGUAUAAAAGGUACAAAAAAAUCCAUGAUAGAGCAGUUUCAGAGCAGUUUUAAAAUAUUUCGUCAUUUGUCAUCAAAAUUUUGCAAUACUUCAGUAAUAAAUACAACUAGAAAAAAUAUGGGGGGGAGGGUUAACCCUUAGAGAACCAUUGAGUUUCUACACCACUUUUUAAUGGCUUUUCGUUUGAUUUGUGUGAACGUGUUUUAAUGCUCUAAAAUAUAAAUUGUAUCCCGUCAUGCGCUGAUCCAAGUGGCACCAUGAAUUUCGUAAUUGUCAUCCCCCACAGUAAACACAUCUACUACAACCAACGCUAAAACGUGUCUGGUAGCUUUCGUAAUUGUGCGCGCGAACAUGCAACAUUAUUAUUUAUAUUUAUAUUUGUUUACUAAAAAAAAAAAAAUACAAAUCUAAAUAUUAUCUGUGAGCAAUAUAAAAAAAAAAAAAAACUUGGAUUAGCUUUAUUAUCUUCGGAAAUAAUCAUGGGGUUAUUUGUUUUUUUUUGUUUAGGCAAAAGGGAAAAAAAGUGUAAACAUUUUUUUCGAAGCAUGGGGUUUGAAUUUGCUCACGAGAACCCUAGGACAAAACUAGGUAUGAAUAACCAUUUUUAUAAUUUUUAUAAUAACCAUAAUUUUUUAUUCAAACGAUUUUCUUCAAAAUUUGAUAUUAAAAUUUCUUCAAAAAAAAAACUAUAAAAAACUCAAUUUUUUUUUAUCAUAAAGUAAGAAUCUUAAUGAACCUGAAAAACUAAAUUUUCAAGAAUUUCUGUUCAAGUCUUAACAAUUUUAUCACAGAGUACCUACCGAAUAAAAAUUACGUACAAAACUUGCAAAAUUAAAAUGUCUAUAAAUAGCUCAAAAAUGGCUUAAAUUUUUGAGUAUUUUACCGCGUCCAGAAAAUACAAAUAUAAGAUAUUUGUAAGUCCACAAAGUUGAUAUGAAUAUUUUUAACUGAAUUUCAACGUUUAUGCAUUUAUUUUUCAAUCGUGUGACUAAAAGAUUCAAAUACGACCGAGUAUUUGGUAUUUAAUGAAAAAAUAAUUAAGGUAAUAAAUACAACGGGGUGUUCGUUAUUUGAGAGAGAUUAAUAUAUUUCUUAUUAGUCGAAACAUUGUAUAAUGUGUGAGAAUAUAAAAAUUCACACGCCGGUCGGUGCGUUUGGCGACAUCGUCAACGCACCGACGUGGUUGCAGACCACCCAAUUUCGUUAUUUAACAGAAUUCUUAUUCUUAAAGUUUGAUUAUCAGCAAAUUAUAAUUCAUCGGCCCCGACGUAAAGACGUUAUUGAUUAUAAAAAAUAAUGGUUUUUUUUUAGCGUCUCGAGCUGCUCAACUAUUCGAGAAAUAUUUUUAAGAAUCACUCUGUCGAGAACGAAAAGAUAUUUGUAAGUCCAUAGAGUUGAUACGAAUAUUUUUAACUGAAUUUCAACAAAAGUAUUAAAAUUUUUAUUUUCUAAUUUUGUAUAUUCGUAUAUUUACUAUGUAUUCGUUUAAUACACAUAAACCUAAUAUUAUUAUCGUUUGACAGUCUCCAAUUAUUAUUAAUCCAUGAUAGACAUUUUCAGAGCAGUUUUAAAAUAUUUCGUCAUUCGUCAUCAAUAUUUUACUAUACUUCAGUAAUGAAUACAGCUAGAAAAAAUAUGGCGGGGUUUAACCCACAGAACAACCCUUAGUGGACCACUGAGUUCCUACUCUAAAACCACUUUUUAUUGGCUUUACGUUUGAUUUAUGUGAACGUGUUUUAAUGCUUUGAAAUGUAAAUUGUCUCCCGUCAUGUGCUGCUCCUAGUGGCACCAUGAAUUUUGUAGUUGUCAUCCCCCACAGUGAACCCCUCUACUACAACCAACGCUAAAACGUGUCUGGUAGCGUUCGUAAUUGCGCGCGCGAACACGCAGCAUUAUUAUUUAUAUUUUAUAAUAUUUUUAGAACCUAUGUCAUGGCCCACAUUCGACUAUAAAUAAUAUUAUUAUCGAUUAGAAUAACAGAGAAAAAAAAAUAUUAUUACUAUUAUUAUUAUACAUUUUGACAUUUCUUGAUGAAAUGCUGCGGCUACACCUAUCAUUUUAAUUGUUUUUAUUAUAUUAAUACAAUGUUUUGUUCAUGAGUAAGUUAUUCGUUUUUUGAUUUUUUAAUUACGAUAAUAAUAAUUAAUUAACAUUAAUCUAAUAAUUAGGAUAAACAAGACAAAAACGUAAAAUUAAAACUGACAAAUUUAUGUUGUUACGAUUUCAUUAUUUUAAAUGUUUACGGCUGAUGUCUACCGUAAAUAUUAUUCCAACAGAAAUCAUCAAGAGAUCUUUUUUGUUGACUUUGUAAUCUAGUUGGUGACCAAGGAAGUCAUUUUUGGUUUUCUUUUUAGUUUUUUUAAUAAUUGAGUAAAAUUGAAAAAUAUAUAAAAGGAAAUAUUACGAAAAUUAUGCUUUUAUAUUUUGUGUUUUUAUCGCAAAAAUUAAGGGUAACACGAUAUAACAUAAAUAUAAAAUCGUAGAGCAGCUUGUUUUUUUUAAUGUUCUAGAAAACAAAUUCCGAAAAAGUUAAUAUUUUCCGAGAUGACAAGUGUACCCACUUAAAUGGAUCACUCUGUACACUCAAAAGAAAAGGUUUGCAAACUCUCUUAUCUGAUCUUUGAUUGUCCCCCAUUAUAUUCCAAGCGCUUAAUUUUGCUCCUUUUCUUGAUAUUUCAUUACAUUCCACUCAAUAUCUUCUCUAUACUUAACAUCAAAUCCGAAUUGGUCAUAAUUAAGGUAAUUAAUUUAGUAUUGGAUACUGGCUUUAGUGCCCAUUUGUGUUUUGUUUUUUCUUUCCUUAUAAAUAAGUGUCGAAUUAUCAUAAUCACUUACCAAUAACUAAUGAAAAAAAAAUAAAGAUAAAGUAAAAUUUGUACGAAAAUCUUAAAUAUUACGGCCUUUCAAAACGUGUAUAACGAACCUCGCUCCGAGUCGUUUUUCGUUAUCAAUGGUUUAUCGUUGGUUACAAGUAUAAAUUAAAUAACUUUAUGUGUCCCACCUUCCCCAUAACCCACCUAAAACAGCUAAUGGCCGACCCGUCUCCAGUAUCAGCUCUUUUUAAAAUUAAUUUUAUAGAAAUAUCGUUGUCUUUAAUUAUAUUUAAAUAUAUUUUUAAUACUUGGAAUUACUUUUUGUACCUAAUAUUUAAUAUACUAUGCAACAUAUGAAUCAAUUUUAAUAAUUAUUCAUCUAAACGAGCACUUGUUAUUUAAAUUUCAACCAUUCAAAGUGCACUCAUACGAGCAAGCAUUUUUUAUAAGUUUCAUGUUUGUUUUUAUUUUCAAAGCGAGAUCACACCAUUCGUGAUUAUGAUCAUCAGUGUAUUGGAGCUGAACACGUGGGAGUUUCGUCAGAUUAGUGGUUCUCUGGUAAGAUUGGUGGUCGUGUCAUUCAUAGUUGAUAUUGGUUUUAUUGGUAUUGCCGCAUACUUCAUUUGGCCAAUAGAUGCGUGGGUACCGAUAUAUGGAUAUGGGUGAGAUUAUUUAUGUUAAUUCUAUCGUUUCUAUCCAUAACAUUUCUAACUAGUUAUUAUAAUAUGAUAGGUAUUUAUUUUGAAUAAUUUCUACUAUUAGUAUAUGUACAAUUGUAGUGUAUCUAAAUUUAUAGGUAUAAUUAAGUAGUGAUUAAAUAAAUUAUCUUUAAGUAAUUUUUUUUUUUUUAUCAGAUAUUGAAAGUAUUAGAAACACCUGGCAAAUCAAGACAUACUGAAAUAAUAAUAAUAGUGUUACAAUGUUAUAAUAUUAUAACUAUACGAUCGACAUAAAUAUGCCCUCAAAAAUCGAUUAAAUGUGUAUGUAGUUACUAAGUUACGCCAUAAAAAUUACCAAAAUAUGCAAAAAAUUAUGUUCUUAAAAAGAAAAACUUAACCUAACUCUUUUUUUGUGUUGUAUCACGGUGCGGCAAAGGGUGGAGCUGUCCUACCCCUCUACCUCUGCAUCGUUUAUUGAAAAAUAACAUACAUACAAUGUAACAAACGUUUAAAACAGAUACAUUUUCAGGACUGACCCUAUAAUUUAUCGCCUUCGGCGUACACCAACAAUGCUUACUUAGGUCAAGUUGGUCCUCAUUGAUAUACGCUGCGGUGGGAAGGGACCCUCUUUGCGACCCGACCUCUACUUGCCGUUCUGGUUACCAAACAGCGAAUCUAACAAGUAUAAAUCUCACCAUUUUCCAAUAAAAUCAAAGUGGCAUAUAUGUACGAUAAAAUUCAUAGACAAGACAUUCUAAUUUGAUUUCACCGAUGUAUUAAUAAAUUGAAUAACCCAUAAAAACUUGUUUGAGGGAAAUAAAUUAAUAUCUAAAACACGGAAAAAACGGGUAGGUACAAUGCUAGUAUCAGCAUGCAUGCUGAAUGCUAAUAUUUAUACAUUUUUUGACUCUUGUUUCGUCGUUUUAAAAAUGUCUUACAAAUUUAUGAAAUCCUUGAGAUAUGCUCUCAAAACGCAAACAACUCUAAAAUAUGUCUUAAAAAACCUAAAAAGUCAAAAUGUGUGAAUUAAAAUUGUUUACGUAGACUCAUUAUUUCAUGAAAGGUAGCUAAACAAUUCAUCGCCUGGACCUGGAUAAUUCAUCGCUCGGUUAUAUAUUAUAUAUUUAUACAAAUAAUAUUAUUUACAAAUUACCAGUGAUUAGUUUUAUUGAGAUUAUUGUCAUGACAUAUUGUUAUUAUAUUACCGAUAAAGGUAUACAAUCGUAAUCUCAAUUGAUAGCUUAUUGUUAUUUAAUUUAAUCUAGUUCAAACAAAUAAAUAGAACAAUUGAAGAUUAUUUGAGAGGUACCGACCACAAUUUUCAAUUGAAUGUUGAGUUUUAAGAAUUUUAAAUUGUACAUUAAUUGUAUAGGUGUUAGGUAUAAAAGGUAUUAUUAUAAUUUAAUACUAAUUAUAUAUAUAUUUUUUUUAUGACAAGUGUAUUUUUCAUACAAAAAUUAUUAUAUUGAUAUUUAUUUUUAAAUUAUUUUAUUAUUAUAAUAUAGUAAAAAAAAAAUUCUCGCGGUGAAUUGUCCGGCGAUAAAUUUGUCAGGCUGUGAUUUGUCUGCGAUCCAGCAUGAAACACAUUUUGGUAGUAACUAGCUAUUAUUUUGAUGAACUAAUAAAAAUAUUAUGCAAAUUAAUAAAAAUGUUGGUUUAAGUUAUAAUACUCAUAACAUCUGUGUUAAAAUUUCAUUUAGUUGGUUCAUAAUUUAAAUUAUAACCUAUAGGACAUAUGUAUAACAUAGUAUUAUGUGAAUUAAAAAUUCAUAAAAUGUUAUUAUACUGACAGAAGAAUAACAAAUUAAUUUUAAAAUUUGUACAUCACUGUCUUCUCAGUGCACCUACUUAAAUGGUAUAGUCUCUCCAGUUAUUAUAUUAAUAUUUCAUCAAUAAUGGUAAUACCUAUAGGAAUUUGAAGAUAUUUUAAAUGUUAAUGAAAUAUUUAUGUUAAAUUCAAAGGUUUGUUUGGUCAACUAUUAAUCCGGUUGUACUAGUUCCAAGUUUGUUGCAAUUAAAACGUAUGGAUUAUGGCGAAGAAAGCGGUGUAAUAAACCUGUUAAUUGCUGCAUCAUGUAUAAUGGAAGUGAUAACAAACAUUACAGAUGGCUAUUUACAAUGCUUGGAUAAGUAUCAUGGCAUGUUUUUUUCAAUGUAUUAUUUAUCUGUAAUUGUGCAUAGAGAAUUAUUAUAAUCGUUUUAACGUUUAAAUAAGUAAUGGGCGGAACCGAUUAGUUUUGACUUCGAUUGUCAAUCGAGAGUUCAAAAAACUAAUCAAGAAAUUUAUCGAUUGAAUUGAUAAUUUUAUUCGUUGAUUGCUUUGAAAACUAUCGAAUGAAUUAGUUGAUAGUUUUCAUUUAGUAGUAGCACCGACUAGUUUUAGAUUCUGAUUAAAGUGAGGAAUGUAUUGGUUUCACAAUAUUUUUUUUAGAUUUUGAGUGGAGCGAGGAAUGUAUUUACAAUGGUAUUAUUAUUAUUAUUUUUCUGUGAACAACUUUUCUACCAGCAAUUUUGCUCCGAUUUAUAAUGAUAGCACUUUUGCUGAAAAGAAAUCUGACUGGUGAGGUACUUUAAGGAAGACAUUUUUUGAUUUUCCCUAAAGUUUUCCCAAUAAAUAGAAAAAAUGUAGGCAAAACGGGAAAAUAGGUACAAUAUUAAACAAAUAUUAUUAAAGAAAAUAUAUAAUGCAUGUGUAAUUUUACCAUAAUAUGACAUAUACAGUCAUGUUGUUCGUACUGUUCGCAACCUGCGCUAAGAGGUACCACUAAAUAUUUCAGUUGGAUGACCUAGUAUUGAAAUGGAAUUUUCGGGGAAUGAUAGGGAGUAUCCAAGUACAUAUUUUCAGACAAGUUUCAAAUUUUUAACUCUUUUGGUAUGCGCAUGGGCAAUACAACUUACUUUUUUUUAAACGGCAACAUUAUUUCUUUCGUAUAGAUUUGGAUAGAACUAUUUAGAACAAUUUUUGUAUAAAAAGUUUUUUUUAAUUACAAAAUUGGCAAAAUUAUAGCAUGUUGAAGUUUAAUAUUUACGAAUGAUUUGUUAUGACGAAAUUUUAACUAUGUUCAACUUAUGCUCGAAAAUCGAAAUGAUAUCUCCGAUAUUUUGAAAUACCUGUUUGUAGAUAGAUACUUUUUUUUUUACAUUAUGAAUCGAGAACUAGGGGUGGUACUGUCGUUAGCCAUUUCUCCCCCCAGCUCCGAUCGUUAAUUGAACAUAAAGUUACAAAACAUGCUCAUACAAAUAUAUAUCUUUACAUACGUGGUGGAGGCCUCUAGCCACCCCUGUGAUUUGGCCUUUGACUUAUAGAUUUAGAUUUAACUAGUUUUAACUUUCCGUUACGGCGGAUUGCCUUGCCUUCUCCGUUUUUCUUCCAUUUUCUUUUGUAGAACGUCGUGAAUAAAUGCAUUGAUGGUGUUCCAUGUGACACUGUCCUUCAGCAUGUGGUCCAUUAGGUUGUCAGGUUUAAGUGGUCCUCCAAUGUCUGUUUCCAUGCCGAAUCUUCGGGUUUCCCAGGCGUAGAAGAGUGUGUGUAGUGCGUCGUCGAAGAGGUGGCCGCAGUGCCAGUACUUUGGCGUGACGAGUUUCCCAUAUUUGUGCAGGUAGGCGCCAUAGCAGCUGUGGCCUGUCAGCGCUUGCGUGAGCCAAUAGUCUAUUGAACCAUGCUUCUUACUUCUUAAUGGGGAGAUGUUCUUGAUGAUCCUGUGCGUCCUUUUACCUUUGGAAUUAUUGUCCCAUCUGGUCUGCCAGGCCGUUAUCGUGUCGUUGUCCGCUUCUCGUCUAGCAUUGUUGAUAUCUGGAGUCAGCCGCUGCCCGUAUCUGACUUUCCUUUCGAGUGCCUGGAGGUCUAUGGAGGGAAUUUCCGUAAUAACUUGGACUGCAUCGGUAGAAGUGGUUCGGUAUGCUGACGUAACCCUCAGCGCGAUGUGCCUUUGAACCUUUUCGAGCUCUGCCAUUCCCUUUCUGCUCAUUCUGCCCGCCCACACUGGUGCUCCAUACAAGAGCAACGGAUGUACCACAUUGGACAGUAGCAUCUUUUUCUCCUGUUUAGCAGCACUUAUGUUGGGCAAGAUCUUCGUUAGGUUCUGCACUGUUUUGUUAUAUUUGGCCGCCGUCAGUUUUGAGUGCGCAGUGAAGCUUAGUUUGCUGUUGAUUUAUACGCCUAAUUAUCUAAGGUCUGAUUUCGCCCUGAUAUGCGUCCCGUUAAUUGCUAUCUCCAUUUGGAUGUGAUGUCGCUUCUUGGUGAUGACUAUAGCCUCAGACUUCUGUAGUGCCAGCUGGAGGCCGGCCGUUCGUAAUCAUUGGCUGGUUUUCUCCGCCGCUGUUCCUAGUAGCCUUUUGAGUUCCCAGGUGUCCUUGGCUUGGGCUAUUAGUGUGAUGCUGUCCGCCAAGGCUAGAUACUUAGCGCCCAAGGGAAGUUUCUGGCUAAGGAGAUCGCCAUACAAGAUGUUCCAUAAGUUGGGGCCAAGAACUGAUCCUUGUGGGACUCCGCUUGUCAGGUUCAUCAUCGUUACAGCUCCGUUUGGCACUUGCAAGUAUAGGGUUCUGUUUUUGAAGCAGUCAUUUGCUAUCUGGCAAAGAUAAGGUGGCAGAUAUUUAGAUCUCAUUGCCGCGUGGAUCUUUAUGUAGAUAGAUAUAAUACACAAAUAAACACUUUUUUUGUUUUCGUAAUUUACUCUUAUUUUUUAAAUUUAUUCUUCCGAAAUAAAGGUAUAUUGAAGGUAAUGAAAAUUAUAAAUAUGUACACACUAUGAAUUUGAAAUUAAGAUUUAUUUAUUUGCAACUAUAGUUUUAUCAAAUAAAUUGUUCAAAGUUUCUACAUUUGUGUUCCAAAUAUGAUUCUAUACGAUUUAAAAAUUCUCUUAAUGUGGCAACGUUUAUUUGGUCUUUUCUCAAAUUUUACAUGUUACUCGUAAUUUGUUUUUUAAAUCUUAGACAUUAUUAGGAGGAUUUGCAUGUACAAUAUUUUUCAAAUGAAUAUAAAUAUAUUUGCCGGUUAUAUUGCUUUUUUUUUAAAUUUUAUUUAGCUUCGACCAUAUUUGUUAAAAUUGUUCUUUAUGCCGAAGAUUUAUUCCUUGAGAUUGGGAUUGGCAUAAUAUUUGGCGUAAUAAUGAUUUUUGCACCAUUUCAUGCAUGGAUAAAAUCAUUUAAUAUACUGAAAAAACGGGAAAAUGAUAAUCAAGAUAUUAAUAAAAAUCAAGUAAAUAUAAGCUAUAAUAUGUUUACUUAAUAUAUAGGAACAAGGUAUGAUAUUUAUGUAUUUUAUUUCAUUUUAUUGUAACAAAUAAAUAAAUAUAUUUAAAUUACAUAAAAUGGAACAAUAAUUUCUUACAAUAAAUAUUUUUCUCCUAAGCAAGGUUUUUGUUGGUAAUAGAAAGCUACUUAUAUUUAUAUUUAUAGCUACAAUAUAAAUUAUAAACAUAAAAAAAUAAUAUAAAUAUAAUAAGAAAUGUAAGAUUUAUACAUUUAUUAUUGUAUAAUAUUGAUUUAUAAUUUAGGUUUUACUUAAAAAUAUUAAUAUUUAAAAUAUUAAAAUAUUAUUUCACGUCAUAAUUUUGCCCUAUUUACCUUUGUAUUGGAAAUGUUUUCCUCGUGAACCCAUAAUUCAUUGUUUUUAUUUAUAAUUUAUAAAACCAGUUACAAUUUUUUUUUACAUAAUAUUUCAGUGAGUAAAAUACCUAGUAACUUAACCAGUUAUAAACGGUCGAACCUAUUAAAUUGUCUUUACGUAAACUUAAACAUAUUUUGGUACUUGCCUUUGCUGUAAUAAUAAUAUUUUAUCGCUCUUUUGUCUAGACUAGUGGUCUUCAACCGGUGAGUCGCGACCCAUUUUUGGAUCGCGUAAGCUUUAAAAUUGGGUCGAGAUAAGUUUUCUUUUUAAAAUAAAAAUUAAGUUUAUACAGUUGUAUAGAAGGUAUACAAAUAAUUGUUUAAUUAUUAAACUUAGAAAAUUAAUAAAUGAAAAUACAGUUUAAAAAUGAUUUUAAUACAUUAUGUAUAUACAAUAUUAUAUAAUUUACUAGUUGUCCCGCGCCCGGCGUUGCCCGUGCCAAUUUUUAUUAUUAUUAUUUUAACCAUAUUCAUUUUUGGUUUUGGCCGUGUUAGAAUUGAAUGAAAACAAAUAGGUGGAAAGUGGGUAGUCCACCUGUGGCGGCCUAAAUGUGUUCUAUUGUGAUAUUUGAAUAGUGUAAAUAAUAGUGAUAAUAAAAAUUAUAAUAGUUUUAUUUUAUAAUGUGUCGGUAAUAAUAAUUUAUUGUAUUAAUUGUAAUACCUUUAAACCAUGACAGUUAAUUUUUAUUUUGUUUAGAAUAUUGUACCGCUAUUAUCAAUUUUAAGAGUGGCUAUAUCAUGCAUAGCUGGAUUCAUUAUUGGGUUUUUGAAGUGGUAUACCAAUUUCCCCGUAACUUGGUCUUUAGGAUGUGCCAUAUCAAUGUUUGUAGCAAGCACUGGCUGGAAAUUUAAAAAUAAGAAUGAUAUAAACUCAACAAUAUCAUCUAAAGACAUUAAUAAUCAAGUGAAACAUGAAAUUGAUGCAGUGUCAAAAAUAUACGAGUUUCUAUUAAUUGCUCUUUAUCCUAUGAUAUUCGUGUUAGUUGGAUUUCAUAUAGGCUAUGUCAAAAUAAACAUUGAAGUAGUAUACACAGGAAUAAUCGUAUUUCUAUUCGUUGUAACUGUAAGUAUUUCUUUUUUAUAGCAAUUAAAAAUUAUUAAUAAUACUGAUAUAAAGCACUGUGUGCAUGUUGAGUUAUUUUCUUAAUUGGUGUUUUUAAUCAUUUUUGUUUUGUGCUUCAUUUUCUAAUCUUCUUGAUGUUAUUUUAUAAUUGCUUCAAUUAAAGAGAUUAUUAAUUAUCAAAUUAUAAAUUCCUAUGAUGUACCUAGUAAAACUAUAUUUACUGGGCCAGUGGCGUAUUUUCAAAUUUUUUGUUGGGGGGGUCGACAUUUGUCUAAAAAAGAGUGAUUUUUUAUCAUGAACCAAUAAUUAUCUCGGAAAAUUUUAAGUGAAUUUGAUUUAUAUUUUUUUUAAUCUUUGUACAAUUGUUUGUACUUUAUUUUGAAACCAUUUUUAAUUUUUUACCUCUACUCUAUACAUUGUAUAUCUACUAUUAAAUGAUUAAUGAUAACGCUUCCCUACACCUGCGGUCUAAAACUAAACAAUAAACUUAUUAUUUAUAAACAGUAAAUUUGAUUUAGUGUUAUGCAUAUUAAAAUGUCUAGAAAAAUAUACUCUAUUCGAAACUGUGUUCGAAAGGAGGGAGGGGGUUCCCAUUUGAAAAACAAAAGUUUAUUCUUAUUUAAGGGACCUAUAUGAAAUAAGGGUAAACAAUUAAAAAUGGUUUCAAAAUAGAGCUUAAAUAAUUCUAUAAAGAUUAAAAUAAAAAAAAAAUAGAAAUCUAAUUCACUUAAAAUCUUCCAAGAUAUAAUGUUAUUUUUUUUUAUACUUUCGUAGCAAGUUAUUUAUAACUUUUGAACCAUAUUUUUUUUCGGGGGAGAGGGGGUCGAGGUCCGGGACGUCCCCUUGAAAACACGCCGAUGUACAGGGUGUCUCAUGAAGAUAUACCUUUUGUGAUAACUCGGAAAGUAUUGCUUGUAUUUAUUUUUUGACAAUUUAAGAAACAAACAGUUCUAAGAUGUUUUAUUUCCAUUAUUUUUUGUUACCUUUAUUUUUAGGAGCGAAAAACGCUACCCACUUUUAAUUUUCAAAUUUCAACCUAUACUAAAAUUCCAUAAAUACGAGAUAGAUAGAUUAUAUUUUAGUUAAAAUUAAUUUUGAAAGUUUUAAUUUUUGUCAACCCGUGGACCCGUUGACGAGAUAUUCCAAUUUUAAGUAUAGGUAAAAACGAUAUUUAAUUAUACUAUGCUUCACGUCACCAAACAAAUGAUGCUCCAUUACUGCAGUUCACCUAAUCAAACUUAAAAUUAGAAUAUAUUGUAAACGGAUUGACAAAUAUUAAAUAUGUUGAUACAAACAUUUAUUUUAGUGAAAAUGUCACUUAUUUGUGGUAUUUUUAUUAUAGGAUGCAAUUUGAAAAUGAAGUGAGUAGAGGUUUUAUCUCCGAAAAUAUUAAGAAAUAUUGGAGUUAUAAUAUUUAAGAGCUACUUAUUUCAUAAAUUAUAAAAAAUUCCGAAAAAAAUUAAUAAUACUUUCCAAAAUAUCGCAAUGGGCAUAUUUUCGUAGGAAACUUGUUUUAAAAUAAUUAAGCAUCGACAAAUAUACACUUAUAAAUAUUUAAAACAUACAUUCAUAAACUAAAAUUUUAUCAUGAUUUUAAAGUGAAAAAUUACAGCAUAUGAAUAAUAUUCCAUUUAAACUUUUUUUUUAUCUAAUUAAAAAAAAAUAAAUUCAUAUUUUCAGAUUCGUAUAAUAAUCACAACAUGUUCAGUUUGGGGUACAGGAUUCAGUUACAAUGAAGUGAUAUUUAUAAAUAUAGUUUGGAUUGUUAAUUCUACUAUUAUGGUAAUGUAAAUUAUUUUCUUUUAAAUAUCAAUAAUUUGCAUGAAAUUAAAUUACGACUAUGUUCAGAUAUCUCUAUUAUGUUCACCACACUGUUGAGUAGAUAUACAAACUGAACGAAUCUAUUUCCAAAUCAGGGUUUAAUUUAAAUCACAAUUAAAAAAAAAAGCUGAUAUUGGGGACGGGUGCGAGUAAGCGAGUAGUUGGGGAGAUGAGAUAGAUAUAGUUAUUUAAUUUAUACCUGUAUCAAUAAUAAACAAUCCUAACAAAAAAACGAUUCAGAGCGAAGUUCGGUUAUACAUGUUUUGAACGGCCGUGAUAUUUACGAUUUAUAAUUUUCCUAGGAUAAUGGGGAUGGUUGCAGUUACUGUUAUAGAUGAGAAGUUGGGAAGGUAGUAGAAAGGAAAUUUAAUGUACAUCUGUACGUAACGAUUAACCAUUGCCAACAAAAAAACGAUUUUGAGCGGAGUUCGGUUGAUAGUGUUGCUCUGUCAACAAUAUAUAUGCCAUAUCAUGAUAAAAAUAAUUAAAUAUAAUGUAUUAUAUAUUUUCUUUAAUAAUAUUUGUUUAAGAUUGCGCCUAUUAUUAUUUGCGCCCGUUUUUCCUACGUUUAUUCCCACGUUUUUCCCUUUUAUUAUGAAAAUACCUGGGAAAAUCGAAAAAUGACUUUCUUAAUAUAUCACCUCUGUCAGAUUUUUUUUCGGAAAAAGUGCUACACUUGUGAAAUGAAGCAAGUUUUAUGGUAGAAAAAUUGUUCACAGACAAAAAAGAAUUAUAAAUAAACAUCAGUGUAAAACCAUUACAUUCCUCGUUCUGCUCAGAAUCUAAAUUACUUUAGAUAUCAAAAAACGACUUUCUUUAUUGUUGCCGUAAAUAUUAAUCAAUUUAAAUUUUUUAGUUUUUUCUAAUUAUUAUGAAAACUACUUUAGACAUCAAAAAAUGACUUUGUCUGUUAAUAAUUAGAUGUUAAAUGGAACAAUUGGAAUUUUAUCAUUUUUCGAUUGGAGCAAUUUUUCUGAUAGAAAACAUAAGUUGCAAAAAUAAAAACAAUGCAAUCGGUAAUGUCGUGGUACGCUGUAAAUAUUUGCCGUUUCGUCUACAAUUUUCUAACUAAUCGAAAACUUCUUGGAAAAUUAAAAAAUGACCUCCCAAUUUAUCAACUAGACUAAAUUCCUUUUCAGAAAAAUUAAUAUACUCUAUAGAUCGGAGCAAAAAUUCUUUUUUAAAAGUUGUUUACAGACAGAAACAAAUGAAAAAAAAAACAUAGUAAAAUCAAUAGGUCCCUCGCUACGCUCAAAAAAUAAAAUAUGAGAGAUUGGACUUAUUAUUAUUUGUUGACAUUAAAUGUUCCAUGUUAUGUAAUUUAAUUAUAUGUCUAAUUAGAUAUUAGAGUAAUAAUAUUAUCAUUCAAUAACUUUGAUUUUCAUAUUACGUAACAUUUUGUGAAUAUUGGAUUUAUUUAUUGUUUGCAUUAUAUAAGCAUAGACGCCCGCCAGGAUAUUUUUUAGGGGGGUGCACAGUAAUUAUUUAGAACCUAUCCUAACCUAACCCAAUCCUAAAUAAUAUUAAUUAUCAUUAAUUUACAUUUUUUCCAAAAGAAACGUAAAAUUUAUUCAAGUACAAGUACCAGCUUGAGUAUUAGUGAAGAUCAAAUUAGUUUAAAAGACAGUCACGAGACAAGUUAUUGAAGUACCUACUGUAGAUAUCAAUAAACAAAUUGGUGCUAAUAAAUUAGAUAUUGGACUGUAUUUAAAUUCUCGUGUUGAUAGACUAAAUUUGAAAUUACUGAAAGAGCCUUGAGUUCCUCCGAAAAAAUAUGACUUUAAAAAAGAUUUGAGAGAAGAGAGAAGAGAUACGAGAGAAUUUCGUUUAGAAUGAUUUGCCAUUUAUUCAUGGCUACGUUACUCAGGUGUUUCCAAAGAUCCAAUUAUUUUUAAAUAUUUAUUUUUGUGAAAAUCCAGGGGGGUAAAAUCGCACCCCCUUGCCUCUCCUUGCACCCUCUUUUCACUCCCUUGCGGCGUCUCUGUGUACAAGUAUAGAUCGUAAAAACAUUUAAAUUUUUUUUAUAUAAUAUAUGGAUUUUUUAUGUGUAGACGUGUUUGACAACUACCUCGUAUUUUUAUGAUCAUAAUACAAUUGACAAUUUCUUCGAUCAUAUUAAGUUUACCGCUGAAAUAUUUUUACUACUUAAAGCCUUCUUUGGAUCAUUCAUCAUACAGAGGUUUGGUACACGUUUGUUGACCAAGGCCGUAUAA
Cinara cedri is the source of this 15606-nucleotide messenger RNA. The record is from the annotation of a GenBank genome assembly. NCBI's taxonomy places the organism in Eukaryota, Metazoa, Arthropoda, Insecta, Hemiptera, Aphididae.